Adineta ricciae is the source of this 1458-nucleotide messenger RNA. The record is from the annotation of a GenBank genome assembly. Lineage: Eukaryota; Metazoa; Rotifera; Eurotatoria; Adinetida; Adinetidae.
AUGAAAUUGAUUCAUUCGAUAACAAAUGAUGAAUUUUUUCGUUUAUUUAUCAUCACUUCGCUCGUCUGCGGAUUGGAAUUUUGUAUUGCAUCGGCGUUUACAUACAUUCCACCGAUAUUACUCAAAGCAGGAAUAUCUGAAUCAUCGAUGACCUGGUUAAUGGGCUGCGGUCCCCUAUUAGGAUUUCUUCUUUGUCCAGUUGUGGGUAACGCGAGUGAUCACUGUCGAUCACGAUAUGGAAAACGGCGACCUUUCAUUAUCGGAUUUUGUUUAACGAUUAUUUUCUGUUUGAUAGUUAUUCCACAAAGUGAAGCAAUUGGUGAAAUCUUGGAUGCUCCAACGAUUGGUCUUAGUUUAUUAGUCAUCACUUGUAUAUUAUUUGAUUUUGCUGCUCAAGCUUGUUUUAACCCAUGUGAAUCAUUAAUUUACGACACGUGUAAAGGUACAUCUCAAGAAUCGUCCUGUUUCUUUGUUUAUUCAUUUAUGACAUCCUUCGGUGGCUGUCUAGGCUAUUUGAUUACCGCAACAGAUUGGACAGAAUCCUAUUUGAGUCAUUACAUGCAAGGACAAGAAAAACUAACUUUCUACGUCAUUUUAUUAUUUUUUUCGAUUACACUUUGUUGUACAUUGAUAUCUUCGAAUGAAAAACCUUCAUUGAACAAUGAUAAUAUCGAUGAACAGUUACCAUUCAAAGAUAUAUAUUUCGUUCAUUGUUCAUUUCCUAUCCACAUCGUGAAUUUUGUCUUUUCUUCGAUAUCAACUUCAGUCAAAACCAUCUUUACAAUGCCAUUUGUCUUACGACGCUUAACAUUAGCGGAAGGCUGUUCAUGGUCAGCUAUUAUGACAUUCAAUCUAUUCUUCACAGAUUUCGUUGGUCAAACUGUUUAUUUAGGCGAUCCAAGUGCUGAUGAACUCUCCGAAGAACGACUCAGAUACGAUCAAGGUGUUCGCGCUGGUUCCUACGGUUUACUUUUUCAUUGCGUCGUCGGAGCACUCUAUGCACCAUUACUUAAACCAUUAAUCAAUCGUUUCGGCAUUCAUUUAACAUUUUCAUUCGGAAUGUUCGUAUUCGCUUGUUCAAUGCUUGUUAUGUACGUGUCAAGAAAUAUCAUUAUUGUAAAUAUUAUGGCAUCUCUGUCCGGUCUCGGAAUGGCUUCGUUAACAUCUAUACCCUACACACUCGUGAUGACCUAUCAUACGAAUAGAGAGAUUUAUUUCUCAGAUAAUCCAUUGAUACAAACACGUGGAAUAGGUACGAUUCUAGGCAUACUUGAUAGUACUUAUUUUGCUUCGCAAAUACUCUCCUCAGUGAUCAUGGGUUAUGUGAUGUUGAUAUUCAAAUCCAGUCUAGCUUAUAUAAUGACAAGUUUUGUUCUGGCAAUUUGUUCGAUUUGUUUUAUUAAUCGAAUUGUAACCAGUCGGUAUCAAUUGCAAGAAUUAGUCAGAAAUGAUCGAUGA